Molecule: messenger RNA, 1647 nt
Organism: Sorghum bicolor (sorghum)
Lineage: Eukaryota; Viridiplantae; Streptophyta; Magnoliopsida; Poales; Poaceae
Product: actin-1
Exons: 5
Coding region: 197-1330 (377 amino acids)
Cellular component (GO): cytoplasm
Source: RefSeq, a predicted model, not a curated record
CCAGCGCGAGGCGCCGAGCGCGCUCCUCCUCUCGCGCAGCGCCAGCGCCACCCCCGCGCCGUGGCUUUAUAAACGCCUCUUCCAACCCUACCGCACCAUCACCACCACCGCUCUCUCCUCUCCUCUUCUCUCGUCUCCCCGCCCGAGCUCACCAACGCCCCUCCUCGCCGCGGAUCCCCCGCUACUCCGGUAGAAAAUGGCUGACGCCGAGGAUAUCCAGCCCCUCGUCUGCGACAAUGGAACCGGUAUGGUCAAGGCUGGGUUCGCUGGAGAUGACGCCCCGAGGGCCGUCUUCCCCAGCAUCGUGGGGCGCCCGCGCCACACCGGUGUCAUGGUCGGGAUGGGGCAGAAGGACGCCUACGUCGGUGACGAGGCGCAGUCCAAGAGGGGUAUCCUGACCCUCAAGUACCCCAUCGAGCACGGAAUCGUCAGCAACUGGGACGAUAUGGAGAAGAUCUGGCAUCACACCUUCUACAACGAGCUCCGUGUGGCUCCCGAGGAGCACCCCGUCCUCCUCACUGAGGCGCCCCUGAACCCCAAGGCUAACCGUGAGAAGAUGACCCAGAUCAUGUUCGAGACCUUCAACACCCCCGCCAUGUACGUCGCCAUCCAGGCCGUCCUCUCUCUGUAUGCCAGCGGUCGUACCACAGGUAUCGUGCUCGACUCGGGAGAUGGUGUCAGCCACACUGUCCCCAUCUACGAGGGAUACGCCCUCCCCCACGCCAUCCUGCGUCUCGACCUGGCUGGCCGCGACCUCACCGACUACCUCAUGAAGAUCCUGACUGAGCGCGGCUACUCCUUCACUACCACUGCUGAGCGGGAAAUUGUCAGGGACAUGAAGGAGAAGCUCGCCUACAUUGCCCUGGACUACGACCAGGAGAUGGAGACUGCCAAGACCAGCUCUUCCGUGGAGAAGAGCUACGAGCUUCCUGAUGGACAGGUCAUCACCAUUGGCGCUGAGCGCUUCCGCUGCCCUGAGGUCCUCUUCCAGCCAUCCUUCAUUGGGAUGGAAGCUGCUGGCAUUCACGAGACUACCUACAACUCCAUCAUGAAGUGCGACGUGGAUAUUAGGAAGGAUCUAUAUGGCAACAUCGUCCUCUCUGGUGGUACCACUAUGUUCCCUGGGAUUGCUGACAGGAUGAGCAAGGAAAUCACUGCCUUGGCUCCUAGCAGCAUGAAGAUCAAGGUGGUUGCUCCUCCAGAAAGGAAGUACAGUGUCUGGAUUGGAGGAUCCAUCUUGGCAUCCCUCAGCACCUUCCAGCAGAUGUGGAUUGCCAAGGCUGAGUACGAUGAGUCCGGCCCAUCCAUCGUCCACAGGAAAUGCUUCUAAUUCUUUGCGCCCAAGAAAUGCAAGCCGAGAGGAGCCAUUAUCACCAGCCUCCUGCCCUGUUUCUUUCUCUUUUUGUUGCUGUUUCUUCAUUAGCAUGAACAAAGUUUUCUGCCGGUCUAUCGGCCACCGCUUUCUUCUAUUCAUCAAGACUGUAAUAUCUAUUGCUACCUAUGCUUCUCACUUGUGAUUUUGGACACAUAUGUUCGGUCUAUUCAAUUUUAAUGAGAUGCCUGAUGAGGCUACUAGCAUAUACAUAUGGUGUUCAGAUUGCCAUUGGUUAUUGAUGUCUUAUGAAUGAAUAAUAUCAAAUUUUGUCA